Molecule: messenger RNA, 1392 nt
Organism: Paramecium primaurelia
Lineage: Eukaryota; Ciliophora; Oligohymenophorea; Peniculida; Parameciidae
Source: the annotation of a GenBank genome assembly
AUGAGUACACUCUUUGUUAAAUGUAUACAAUGUAAUUAGAGACCUGCAACAAUCAAAUGUCAAUAAUGUAAAUAAGGAUAAACGAUCAGAUUAUGUUACAAUUGUGAUUUAAUAGUCCAUAAUAAAUAAGCGCCAAUUGAUUAAUAACACAAAAAAGAAAUCAUUCCUUACUAAGGUGAGUAAUGAAAUCUCAUUAAAAAUAGAAAUGUAUUCAAAAGCUCCACAAAAUUCAAGUGCCAUUAAUCUAGGCAAUAAAAAUGAUUAAUAAAUUUAAUCAAAAAAAUAAUAGCUUUAACAAUAACAAGUAUAAUCUAAAGUUCCUAUUUAAAUUAAAUAAGAACUUCCUUAAUAUGUUUAGAAGCCAAUUCAAAAUAUUGUUAAAGUGUCACAAUAAUUACCACAAAAAGAAAUUAACUUUUCUAAUCAAAGAUAAAAUAAUAUAAUAAAAAAUGAAUCUAAAGAUGAAGAAUAUUAAAAUAAUUCUUAAAAAAAUUCAGUAUUUCAUUUUAAUUUAGAUUUUAGGAUUAAAAAAAUUAAUCACUCAUUAAUUAAUUAAAAGAAGAAAAAGAAUAGAGUUAACAAUUAUAAAAAGAGUUAAAAUAAACUUAAGAUUAUUUAAAUUAAGUGAAUAAAGAGGUGGAAAAAAAAAUGUAAAUUUAUAUUAUAAUUAUUUUAUAAAGAAAAUAAUCAUAACAAGAUUUGGAAAAAAAGUUGAAUGAUUUAAAAAAAGAAAGUGAAGAAGAAAAGAAAAAAACAUAAAGUCUUACAGCUGAUGUUAAAAAACUCAAAGAUUAGUUAAAAAAUGCAGAAGCAUAAACAUAAAAAAAGUUAGAUUAAUAAAAAAAAUAAUAUGAAAAAUAAAUGUAAGAAUUAGAAUAAGUGAUUCUGGAAAAAUAAUAGUAAAUUGAUGAAAUUGCUUAAGAAUUUUAGAAUUAUAAUUUGGAAGAUAUAUAAGCCAAAAUGGAAGAAAUGGCAAAUGAUAUAAAUAUGAAAGAUUAAUUAAUUGAAUAAUUUUAGACUCAAUUAUAAAAUGGAGAAGGAAAUCAAAAAGAAGAUUAAAAUAUAAAUAAAGAAGAUAUUUUAUAAGAAAUAGAAUAGAAAGAUUAAGAAAUUAAAAAAUUAGAAGAACUAAUUGAAAAUUUCAAAUAAUUAUAUUAACACAUGUUAGAUGAAAAAUAAGUUAUUAUGGAAGAAAAUGAAAAAUUAGCAAAUGAAAAUGAUUAAUUUAGAGAAAUUUUCAGUGUAUUUUGAUAUCUAAUUUAGUAAAAUCUACAUUUAUUUGGAAUUGACCCUAAUUAAUUAGAAGAAGAAGGAGAAGGAGAAGGAGAGGGAGAAGAUAGAGAAGGAGAAGAAGUAGGUAUAUAUUUAAUUUAAUUAAUGAGAUAAUUGAGG